UUAGCGCGGUCACUCGAAUAUCUUGUCAAUAUAUUCAAAAAUCUGUGUUGGUGCAUGUACUUGCAUACCCGGAAAUAGUGUGAGUGGGUGGACCGGCCGGGUGAGAGAGAUAGAAUAGGAUUGUAUCGUUACAGUGUCACCCUCGCCACCCCGGGGGACCUCGAGUGGAAAUUCCAAUGAUUGUUUAAUCUUAUUUGCAACAGCGGUACAUAUGUUUUUAUUGAUGUUGGAUUAUUCGCCGUGGAAUGAUCAACCCUUGCGAUACGUUUUUUGGGCAUUUUUUCGUAAUUUUCGUGACGCAAAGGCACAUCAAAGUACAUAGAAAAAGGAGCUAAUAUGAGCGAAGUGGAGAAACGUGUCUAUCAUGAACUAAUCGAUUGCAGUUAUUUGAUUAUUUAAAUUGUUCUAAUCAAUUCAGUAAUAACAUAUUAGUCCAAUAAGAGAGAGGCGCGAUUCGAUUGAUUCACUGACACCUAAUGUCAUGACUUGAUGUCGAGAAUAAUAUAAUUCAAGAGAACACAAGUUAUUUAUGGGAAAACCUACAAACAAUGCAAUAUACUUUUAAUAUGUAAGAUAUAUCUUACAUAUGGCUAUAUAACCUAUAUUACAUUUUCGCACCCACUGUCCCAUGUCAUUCAAUAUCAAUAGAAGUAGUUGCGUUUGCGUUGUUGGUGUAAUGCGUUGUUGGUGUAAUUUGUAUCAAACCAACUGAAGGAUGACUGUCAAACUGGACUUUGAAGAGUGUCUCAAAGACUCCCCCCGAUUCAGGGCUGACAUUGAAGUGGUGGAAGGAGAUGUCAGUGAAUUGGAGACGCGAUUAGAAAAGCUGGUGAAGCAGUGCCACUCCAUGCUGGAGGCUGGCAGGGCCUACUGUCAGACCAGCAAGAGCUUUGUCACAGGGCUCAAAGAGCUGGGACACCACUGUUCUGGGGACAACAUGAUGGGGGAGUGUUUGGAGAAAUUCUCCCAGAAGCUGGAAGUGAUUCUGGAAGCUCAGGGGGACGUGAUUGAGACCACACAGAAGUCGGUGAAGUUGAAACUGCAGAGUUUUGUGAAAGAGGACGUGCGUCGGUUCAAGGAUUGCGUAAGGCUUUUUCUCUCUCCCUCUCAUACACAGCACACUCAACUAGUGUUGAAUUCCGCCAGGGAGAAGAGAGACAUGGAACAGAGACACGCUGCCAUUAAGAAAAAGGAUGUCUCCUAUGAUAACUCCUUAAUGGAUUUCUGUGCUGAUGCACCCAACGGUAUCGCCAUGGAGGGCUACCUGUAUAAGAGAGCUAGCAAUGCCUUCAAGACCUGGAGCAGGCGCUGGUUCUCUAUCCAGAAAAAUCAACUGGUCUAUCAGAAGAAAUUCAAGGAGCAGCCCACCGUGGUGAUGGAGGACCUGCGUCUGUGCACAGUGAAGGUCUGCGCUGACAACGAGAGACGAUUCUGCUUUGAGGUGGUCUCACCGUCCAAGAGCUGUCUGUUGCAGGCGGACUCAGAGCGUCAGCAGCAGGCCUGGAUCAGUGCUGUCCAGAACAGCAUAGCCUCAGCCUUCCAGGAACGCAGAGAAGACCCACACAGCCCAAGGGAGCGUUGCAGCUCAGUGUCGGGCAGCCCAGGAGGAGGGGUGUUUGGGGAUCAGGAGAAGACGGGGGGGCGCGAGGCUCUGGAUCAGGUCCAGGCCAUCCCGGGGAACAGGCAGUGCUGCGACUGUGGAGAGCCUGGUCCGGACUGGGCCUCUAUCAACCUGGGGAUCACCCUCUGUAUCGUCUGUUCCGGGAUACACAGGAGUCUGGGUGUCCACUUCUCCAAAGUACGCUCCCUCACCCUGGACUCCUGGGAACCAGAGCUGGUCAGGUUGAUGUGUGAGUUGGGGAACACAGCCAUCAACAGGAUCUACGAGGCGCGGAUUGAUGAGAUCACCAUCAAGAAACCCCACCCAUCCAGUCCAAGGUAUGAACUCUCAUCUUCAUUCCUCGGUGCUACAGGUGAUGAAACGUACCAGGACAUCUUCAGGGACUUCUCUCACAUGGCCUCUAACAACCCAGAGAAGCUCAAACGGCGCAGCACAGAUUUUAAGACUUGACCUACACCAACUGCUGUUUCUUUUACAUACUGUUGUUUUCCUUGUCUUACACACACACACGCACACAUUUGCUGGCCAUCUGCUCUGCGUUAGGUCGUAGCUCAGCUGGUCAUUACUCCUAGUAGAGCCUCCAGUCCCAACAGUAAUAUCUUUGUGUUUGGCUGCCAGAGGCGAACACUCAGGCUAAAUGGCUAUAUGUGGUUGUAGGAGAGAACAAGAUGUACAGCCUAAUAAUGUUAAAAACGUCCCAUUUUAAAUGAUUCAUUUCAUAAUUUAAUUUGCUUUCCCGUAGUCUUGGGGGCCAUCCGUCCUAAUCUCGUCUUGUUGACUCGGCUACAACUAGGUUUCCCAGAACUGGAACAAARAAAGUUGCCUUUUGUUGUUGUUUUGUAUGAAUUCUGAUUGAGCCUUCUCAAUGUACUGUACAAUGUGACAAAACAAAAUGAGAGAGCAAAGGGUCAGAUUGUUGUAUGUGCUCUUGUACKUCAUCAUUUCURAUGUGAUGUGYUUCUUUUUUCUUUUGUAUUGGCUGCCUGAGGUACCAGAGCUGUAUUUCGUACGGACGAUUAAAAUACCAGAGWUCAUUUAAUAUACCCAAUUAUCAAGCAGUAAAACACAUUUAAUUCACUGCAUCCUCCAGAAAUGUGUAGCAACCACUCAUAUAUCAUUAAAAUGUAUUGUGUUCAAUUCAGUGAUUCAUCCCUCAUCCAGACACGCAUUUAUGUCAAUAGUUGGAUUAUUGGUCUUCUCGACCAUACGGUUCCUAACCACAGGGGUAUUGACGAUCUAUAUCCACUAGGUGGCAACACCAUGUCAUUGCAGUAACCUCUGAACAACAGUUAACAAUAUUGAGGAGAAAAUAAACACUUUUUAUUAAAC
Salvelinus sp. IW2-2015 is the source of this 2950-nucleotide messenger RNA. The record is from RefSeq and is a predicted model, not a curated record. Lineage: Eukaryota; Metazoa; Chordata; Actinopteri; Salmoniformes; Salmonidae.